GCAGAAUCCCAGGGACGGUUGCUGAGCGGGUCUGGGAUCCCGGUCGCGGCGCCUUCCGCCUGACCGCUCCUAGUCCAUCUGUUGGAUACCAAAAGACCUAACCUGAGCCCGCGCCGGACGGGCGGGCCGGGCUGAGAGAAUUCCCUGAGCUGGUGUCAGGUGCCACAAGCACUGGGGAACUCACCAGGAGAGGACGGACGGAGCUAGGGGCCACCAAGAUGGCGGACGAAACCUUAGCUGGGCUGGAUGAGGGAGCCCUGCGGAAGCUGUUGGAGGUCACAGCGGAUCUGGCAGAGCGGCGACGCAUCCGUUCGGCCAUUCGGGAGUUGCAGCGGCAGGAGUUGGAGCGCGAGGAGGAAGCCCUGGCAUCCAAGCGCUUCCGCGCUGAGCGGCAGGACAACAAGGAGAACUGGCUGCACUCUCAGCAGCGGGAGGCUGAGCAGCGGGCUGCUCUGGCACGGCUGGCAGGACGGCUGGAGUCCAUGAGUGAUGUGGAGGAGCUGACCGCUCUGCUACGAGGUGCCCCUGAGUAUGAGGAACGCAAGCUGAUCCGAGCUGCCAUCCGCCGCAUCCGGGCCCAGGAGAUUGAAGCUGCCACCUUGGCUGGAAGGCUGUGCAGCGGGCGUCCCAACAGUGGCUCAAGGGAGGACAGCAAGGGGCGGGCAUCACACAGGCUGGAACGGUGUGAGGUGCUGAAGCCACAGGAACAAGAGCACCAGGCAGAGGUCCCAGAGCCAACCCCAGCCCCAAAUGGCACCAGCCGGGAUGUGACCACAGUGACACUCCUGCUGCGGGCCCCACUUGGGAGCACACCCAGCUCACCUGCCUCACCUGAAAGUUCGCCCAGCACUACCUCUCCUGAGCCUCCACUGGAGUCUGCCAAGGCCCAGGGCCCUGCUGCCGAGGCUCUGGGCAGCCCUGAGCCACCUCCCAGUCCACCCAGGGCUCCCAGCCCUGAACCCCAGGAGCCUCCAGCCACCCUCAACAGUGACAGGCAGGUGGUCAACAAGCUCCUGCAUUGCCCCACAGAGCCCACUGCUGCCCAAGGCCCCACCAAAGGUCUCUCCGACACGAAGCGAGCAGACCCGGCUGGACCCCGCCCUUGCCAACGUUCCCUAUCCGUGCUAAGCCCCCGCCAGCCAGUCCAGAACCGAGAGCCCACCCCCCUUGCCGGUGGACCUUCCCCGUUCCAGCGUACUGGCUCCGUUCGAGACCGCGUGCGCAAGUUCACAUCUGAUUCUCCUAUGGCUGCUGGGCUCCAGGAAGGCCCACCCCGGGGAACCCUCGGUCCCUCAACCCCUGCAAGGCUCCCAGGCCCCUCCCACACCAGAGCCACCCCUGCCUCCUUCUCCUCCAGUGGCCCCUCCUCCCGGGGCCCCAGUGACACCUCCUCCCGGUUCAACAAGGAGCAGCAAGGAACAGCCUCCCAGCUUCAGAGCUGCCCCCGAGAGGACGGCCCCGGAGGGCGGGGCUUGGCUGCCAGGCCCCUUGAAAACAGAGCAGGGGGGCCCGUGGCCCGCUCAGAGGAACCCAGUGCCCCACUGCCCGUAGCCGUGGGCACUGCAGAGCCAGGGGCCAGUAUGAAGACCACGUUCACCAUCGAGAUCAAGGAUGGCCGGGGCCAGGCCUCCACAGGCCGGGUGCUUCUGCCCACAGGCAACCAGAGGGCAGAACUGACGCUGGGGCUGCGGGCGCCCCCCACCCUCCUUAGCACCAGCAGUGGGGGCAAGAGCACCAUCACCCAUAUCAGCAGCCCCGGGACUGUGGCCCGGCUGGGCACUGUCACUCACGUCACCAGCUUCAGCCAUGCCUCCCCCGGUAGCCAAGGAGGCUGCAGCCUUAAGAUGGAACCAGAACCAGCAGAGCCCCCCUCUGCAGCAGUGGAGGAGACCAAUGGCGCCGAGCAGACACGAGUGGACAAAGCACCAGAGAGGAGGAGCCCACUGAGAGCCGAGGAGCUGAUGGCUAUAGAAGAUGAGGGUGUCCUGGACAAGAUGCUGGAUCAGACUACAGACUUUGAGGAGCGGAAGCUCAUCCGGGCCGCACUGCGUGAGCUCCGACAAAGAAAGAGAGACCAGCGGGACAAGGAACGGGAACGGCGGCUGCAAGAGGCACGGGCCCGGCCCGGGGAGGACCGUGGCAACACAGCCACCAAGACUACCAUGCGGCACAGCCAGCAGACAGCUGACGGCUCAGCUGUCAGCACUGUCACCAAGACCGAGAGGCUCGUCCACUCCAAUGAUGGCACACGGACGGCCCGCACCACAGUGGAGUCAAGUUUCGUGAGGCGCUCGGAGAAUGGUGGUGGCAGCACUAUGAUGCAAACCAAGACCUUUUCCUCUUCAUCAUCCAAGAAGAUGGGCAGUAUCUUUGACCGGGAGGAUGAGGCCAGCCCACGGCCUGGCAGCCUAGCGGCCCUAGAGAAACGUCAAGCUGAGAAGAAAGAGCUGAUGAAGGCACAGAGCCUGCCCAAGACCUCCGCCUCCCAGGCGCGGAAGGCCAUGAUUGAGAAGCUGGAGAAAGAAGGCGCCGCGGGCAGCCCUGGCGGACCCCGCGCAGCUGUGCAGCGCUCCACCAGUUUUGGGGUCCCCAACGCCAACAGCAUCAAGCAGAUGUUGCUGGACUGGUGCCGAGCCAAGACGCGGGGCUAUGAGCAUGUGGACAUCCAGAACUUCUCCUCAAGUUGGAGUGAUGGGAUGGCCUUCUGUGCCCUGGUGCACAACUUCUUCCCUGAGGCCUUUGACUAUGGGCAGCUCAGCCCACAGAAUCGGCGCCAGAACUUUGAGGUGGCCUUCUCAUCUGCCGAGACCCAUGCGGACUGCCCGCAGCUCCUGGACACAGAGGACAUGGUGCGGCUUCGAGAGCCUGACUGGAAGUGCGUGUACACGUACAUCCAGGAGUUCUACCGCUGUCUGGUCCAGAAGGGGCUGGUAAAAACCAAAAAGUCCUAACCCCUGCUUGGGGCCCCACGGAUGCUGGUGGACUGCGUGCCCCUGGUGGAGGUGGAGGACAUGAUGAUCAUGGGCAAGAAGCCCGACCCCAAAUGCGUCUUCACCUAUGUGCAGUCGCUAUACAACCACCUGCGGCGCCACGAGCUGCGCCUGCGCGGCAAGAAUGUCUAGCUUCCCAGCCCGCACGGCUGCCCGCCCGCGGCAAGCUGCCCGCACCACACAGGCACCGUCCCCUCCCUGUGUGCCUGCCCACCGCUGCCCUGUCUGUCGCGACACCCUCCCACGCAUACACGCAGCGUUUUGAUAAAUUAUUGGUUUUCAACGA
This is a messenger RNA of Sus scrofa (pig), 3276 nucleotides long. RefSeq names its product smoothelin (gene SMTN). Lineage: Eukaryota; Metazoa; Chordata; Mammalia; Artiodactyla; Suidae. The record is from RefSeq and is marked provisional. Gene Ontology annotation, molecular function: protein binding.